UAAGCCGGUAACAGGUCUGAUCGUUUCCUUGUGUACAUGCAGUCGUGCAUUUGCUGAGAACGUGCCGACAUGUUUCAAAGUAAACCUGAGGAGAGGCUAACUUUGGAGUUGAGCUGUCCCAUCUGCUUGCAGCUGUACCGUGACCCAGUGGCCCUUCCUUGCGGACACAAUUACUGCCUGGGUUGCAUACAAAACGCAGCCGACGCAGGGGAUCCUAAGUACCCAAUGUGUUGUCCGGAAUGCAGAGAGGAGUACAGCAGCCCAAAGACGCUGGCAAGAAAUUUCAAACUAAGUGGCAUCGUGGAUGGAUACCUGGCAGCCAUGUCCGGCGGCAGACUGAGAGCAGAUCCUUUGAUACCGUGUGACCAAUGUUUGGAUGAUCCCGUGGCUGCGGUGAAAUUCUGCACGUGUUGCAAGAUGUCACUGUGCUCCGGCCACCUUGAGUGCCACAAGGAUCACGUGUUAGUGGAGGCGUCCAUGGAGCAGGGCGGGAAGAGAUGUCCGGUGCAUAGGAAGACCACAGAAUACCUGUGCAUGAAAAAGCGACUGUUCCUCUGCUCAGACUGUUUGAUAGAGGGGGCCCACCAGAACCAUGAUGUGCAGACAUUUGAGGUCGCUAAGGAGGAGAUGAAGAGAGUCCUGGAGGGGAUGAGGAAGACUGUGUCUGACAAGCUUCAGAUGACCGAAGCUUUGCUCAGAAACGCCAUGGAAAGGGAAGGAUUGGACAAUCUAGAAGACAAACUGGUGGGCAGGGCAAACAUUCUUCUGGAAAACAUGAGUACACUUAUAAGUGCAUACAAGAGUCGUAUGAGCACUUUGAUGGAAGAUGAGCUUCAUUUGCGCGACAAAAGCUGGGAGGCCAAUCUGAGCAAUUUGGAAGGUUGUCAACAGCUGCUGAGGGAAGCCCACCAGAGCAGCCAAGAGGUUCUCUCCGAGCCCUCUGAAUUUGUCUUCAUCCAGAACUACCUCAACAUCGAGGCAAGGGUGCGCCAGGCUGCCAACAUCCCCAUCCCUGGCAUAUCUGCUCAAGAGUGGUCCAAUGGCAAACACCUGCGCACCACCCUCCAAACGAACAACUUCCGUGCGGAGAUGAGCCUCCUGCUGGACUGUCUCCAUGCAAUGAUGAACCCUCUAGACCUGACCUUCAACCCGGCCACAGCCCACCCUGGCCUUCUGCUGUCGACUGAUCUCAAAACAGUGAAGCAGUGUGGUGGAGGGAAGAGCAGCAAUGCUGGAGAUCACAGCGAGCGCUUCACCACGGCCACUCAGGUCAUGUGUUCCCAGGGUUUCUCCAAUGGAGUCCACAUGUGGACGGUGGAGUUAGGUCCCGGGUGCAUGUGGUCCAUUGGACUGUGCUACAAGAGCAUCCCGCGUAAAGGUGACCACAGCAAGCUGGGCCAUAACAGCAGUUCCUGGAGGCUGCAAUGGAAGAGCAAGAAGCUGACGGCAUGCUACGAUUCGGUUAACGUAACCAUAGGUGAUGGGUUGAUCGUACCCCCGAAGAAGGUGGAAGUGACCCUGGAUUACGAAGGAGGAACUGUGGCGUUCCACAGCACAGGUCACGGAGGACGAAAGCAACAUCUGCAUACGUGCAGUGUGUUGUUCAAAGAUGUUGUGUAUCCAGCGUUUGGUAUCCACUCUGCUUCAGAGGAAUCUUGGAUAACUAUUUCAAGUGCAGCUUAACAGACACA
Molecule: messenger RNA, 1691 nt
Organism: Triplophysa dalaica
Lineage: Eukaryota; Metazoa; Chordata; Actinopteri; Cypriniformes; Nemacheilidae
Product: E3 ubiquitin/ISG15 ligase TRIM25-like
Exons: 2
Coding region: 70-1683 (537 amino acids)
Molecular function (GO): zinc ion binding; protein binding
Source: RefSeq, a predicted model, not a curated record